Messenger RNA from Magallana angulata, 2931 nucleotides. RefSeq names its product cytochrome P450 4c21-like. The transcript has 11 exons. Gene Ontology annotation, molecular function: heme binding; oxidoreductase activity, acting on paired donors, with incorporation or reduction of molecular oxygen; iron ion binding. Lineage: Eukaryota; Metazoa; Mollusca; Bivalvia; Ostreida; Ostreidae. The record is from RefSeq and is a predicted model, not a curated record. Bases 1 to 1491 code for a protein of 496 amino acids.
AUGGGGGUAUUUACCGAGGGUCACGCUCUGUUAGUGGAUACCUUGUUGACAGGUGGGCUGUUUCUUCUGCUGUGGUAUCUGUACAAGCUUCUAUUAGCUCCCCUCUUCUCUCCACUUAGAAAGAUUCCAGGAUGCCCUUUUAUUCCAAUUGUUGGAAACAUGCUUGAGGCACGAAAAGCAGAGCCUAUGACCAAUGCUAUCAGGUGGAUGAAGAGAUACAACUCAAAGAUCAUUCGUUUCUAUUACUUUGGAGGACAGGAGAGACUUUUGGUUGCAGAUCCAAAUAUCUGUCGUCAAAUCUUGGUCACAAACAGUCGGAAUUAUGCAAGGCCAACGGUAUUAUCAAUUUUUCAGCGAUAUACUGGUACAGCUCCUCUGUUUGUGUUGUCUGGGGAAGCUCAUCAUGUGAUAAGAAAGAUUUCCAACCCAGCUUUUUCACCUUCUGUAUUGUAUGAUAUGAUUCCUGUAUUUCAAGAAAAGGCUAUCAAUCUUUGUGCAAAAUGGGAGAAGUUACAGGAGAGUGCCAAUACAGGUUAUUCAGAUGUGGAAAUGCAAAAAAACCUCCAAACAAUGACAUUAGAUGUUAUCUGUAAAUGUGGAUUUGGCUAUGACACGGACUUUUUAAAAAGUCCAACCUCCUCGGAGGAUGAAGAUGGGAUACGAUCCAUUGUUAGUGGUGUCAGAGAAGGAUUUUUGGAUUUUUUGCCCUUUUCAAAGUACUUCCCCACUAAAGCUAGAAGGAAGAUGAACAAAGAUGUUCAGUUUACAAAAGAACUAACAGAGAAGAUAAUUAGGAAUCAACAGAACAAUCCGAAAUCUUCUAAAAGAGACAUAUUGACUAUGCUGACCACAGCAUGUGAUGUCGAAGGAACUCAUCUUUCAAAACGAGAACUGGUUGAUCAUGUGUUCGGGUUUCUUUUGGCUGGAUUUGAUACUACUAGUGUGGCACUCACCUGGAUUCUCCUGCAGCUGUCGGAGAGACCCGACCUACAGGAAAAGGUCCGGCAGGAAAUUCUGUCUGUAUUGGGAGAAGAUGUAAAUAAAACUCUGGCACACGAAGAUUUGGAUGCAUUGAAACUUACAACUGCCGUUAUUAAAGAAACACAGAGAUUGUUCCCAGUAAUACCCACGCUAUUCCGGACUGCAUUAGCUGAUGACAAUUUGAACGGUUACCACAUUCCAAAAGGAACAAUAGUGGGCUUGCAUUUUGGUGCUCUCCAUAGAUUAAAUUGGGAAAAUCCAGACAAGUUUGAUCCUGGCCGUUUUUUGGAAGCAGAAAGCGUUGCUCCAAUGACGUUCCUCCCUUUCUCAUACGGACCAUAUAUGUGCAUAGGCCACAAGUUUUCCAUGAUGGAAAUGAAAACUGUAUUAUCAGUUUUACUCAGGAAGUUUGUUUUUCAGCCCACACCUGGUUUUGUUUAUAGAAAAUUCCAAUCUGCUGUGCUAAAACCGAAUCCACCAGCAAUUAUUAGAAUAAGAAUUAGAAAUUAAAUAACUGUGUUGUUAUUAACGUUAAACCCCGGGGAUUGACAUUUCAAACAUAUGAAACAUUAAUUAUGAGUUUCUAAGGAAAUCUUAAGUUUCAGCAAUAUUGCCAGGUUAACAUUAAAAUAUCAAUAAAUUUUAUUGUAUCCGUGCUCUUCACAAUUACCAAUCAUGUUAUUUUAGCCAAUAAAAAACUUUCCUGGUUUGUGAUACUUUCGAAAUGUAAAAUAUGACUAUGGUUUGAUACAAUACUUUUUUUUAGCUCACCAGAGCUGAAAGCUUAAGUGAGCUUUCCUGAUCACAUUUUGUCUGUCGUCCGUCCGUCUGUCUGUCCGUAAACUUUUAAAAUUUUCAACAUCUUCUCAAGAACUACUUGGGCAAUUUCAACAAAAAUUGUCACAAGGCACCCUUAGGCAAAGGGAAUUCAAAAAUAUUAAAAUAAGGACCACGUCUUUUUAAAAAGGGAGAUAAUGAGGAUUUAUUGAAUAUUUUUGAGGCUCCCUCUCAAGAACCAUUUGGCCAGGUAAGCUGAAACUUGCGUUGAAGCAUCCUCAGGUAGUGUAGAUUCAAAAUUGUGAAAAAUCAUGACCCCGGGACCACAAUUGGGGGGGGGGGGGGGGGUAAAAGUUUUACUUGUACAUAGGAAUAUAUUAAGUAAAUUUUUAAAAUUCUUCUUCUCGGAAACUAUUCAGCCAUGUGAUUCUUUAUAUUUGUUUGGACAUUGGCUUCUGGACAAUUCGUUUGCCUCAUAAGGGGUUCAGAGUUUGAUGUAGGUUUAAAUUCUAUAUAUAAACAAUUGUUUAGGAUCUUUUUGAGAACUGCAAUACUCAACUCAGCCUGUUAGAAAAGAGACUAGCCUAAUGAUUAUAAAUACUAGUAUAAGAAUAUCCAUGGGUGAAAAUGGAUUUUAUUUUUACAGGAUCUAAAUGUAUUAUUGUACAUUGUCCAGAUAGUUUAUAUUAUGCAUAUGACUCCAUAAAGCUGAUUUCAUCAUACCUAUUGUUCCUCGGGUGAGCGAUGUGGCUCAUAAGCCUUUUGUUUUGAUUAUCCGGGAUAAGAAUAAAACAACUGUUAAAAGAGAGAACAAAAUAUACUUCACCAUUAAACUAAAAUGGCUGAUGUUUUUAUAAAAAUGUACCAAAAAGUAAGCUUUGGAUGAAACUAUGUAUGAUCGUCAUAUACCUUAAUUCAAAGAAUGUCUGUAACCUGAAAAUAUGCCCUGGCUUGUGAUUUGGUCAUUAUUUGUGCAAGUUCAAUGUUACUGGAAGAAAAACGGUUGAUGCAUUACUUUCCAAUAGAGGAGGAUUUGAAUAACUGUUUUAUACAUUUUUUUCUCACUUAAACCUGACAUGAAGAUUGUAGCCUGAAAAUAUGUCCUGCCAAUUGAAUUGGUCAUUUGUGCAAGUUUUUUGUCAUUAAAAGAAAUAUACAAUACUUUCAAACAGA